AUGAUUAUUUCUUCAGAAUCUUAUUCUCAAUCAGUGAACAAAGUUGUUUUGAUGAUUAUUGAUGCUUUUCGCAAUGAUUUUAUAUAUGAUUUCAAUGAUAAUAUGCCGUUUCUACAGAGGAUUAUUAAAGAUAGACAUACGUGUGCUUUUGUAUCUGAAAUUAAGACGCCUACUGUAACAUUGCCAAGAAUAAAGGCCUUAACAACUGGAUACAUUCCAGCGUAUAUAGAUGUAGUCUUGAAUUUUGGUACUCAAGCCUUAACAACGGAUAAUAUAAUAUACCAAUUUAAUUCCAAUUCCAAAGAUCUAGUUUUUUAUGGUGAUGAUACAUGGCUUAAAUUAUUUCCAAAUUCAUUUAAAAGAUUUGAGGGAACAACUUCCUUUUAUGUUACAGAUUUUUAUGAGGUAGAUUACAAUGUGACGAAAAAUGUUAGAACAGAGUUGCUUAAUGAUGAUUGGAGUGUUAUGAUUUUACAUUACCUAGGGCUUGAUCACAUUGGUCAUGUAGAAGGACCCCAGGGAAAACAUAUUAAGCCAAAAUUGAAAGAAAUGGAUGAUGUGAUUGAAUAUAUUUACAAAAAUUUAAUAAAAAUGGAUUCCGAAAAAAAUAAAAAUUUAUUCAUUAUUAGUGGAGACCAUGGUAUGAGGGACUCAGGUGGUCACGGAGGUUCAUCUGAACCAGAAACAAACAUUCCACUUAUAUUUGCUGGAAACUUAUGUGAAGAUACAAAUUUUAGAUUAGAGCAUGUUCAACAAAUAGAUUUAGUUCCAACCUUAUCAGUAUUAUUAGGAAUUCCAAUACCAAUGGGCAGUAUUGGGGUACUUAUUGACUCUGUGAUAACAAGACUGAAUUCUGAACAACAAAUGUAUGCUCUGUAUUAUAAUGCAAUGCAUUUAGCAAAGCAUUGUCAUGAACGAUUAGAGAGUUCUUAUAGCAAUGAAUACUACAAGGAUUAUCUGAAGGCUGUGAAAUUGUAUGAACGUUGGCUAUUGAGUAAUAAAACAGAUGAUUUAUUGAAGAAGCAAUCUUCAAUAUUAUUUAUAUCAUCUAUGAAACAAAUGAGUAAAGAACUUAGUUCAUUGGGAACAAAUUAUAAUGAAUUUUAUCUGAUAUUAUCAAUGAUACUCGUGUUUGAGGCACUUGGUAUAAUAUUAUCAACAUUUUUAAUUGGAGAUCUCUCAUUACAAGUUUUUAAAAAUACUUAUAAAAAACUAUUUGGUGCAACAGUAUUGACAACAAUUUUAACAGUCACACAUAUAUUAUGCACACAAAACGUAAUGACUAUUUGGAUAUUAUUAUUCAACACACUAAUAUCUGUGGUGUUGAGCAUAAAUUUGUAUAUUAUCAAAAAUGUUGCUAGCAAAUUUACACUUUGUUUGAAUAACACAAAUAUUGAAAUCAUUUUCAUGAUUUUUGGAAUUAUUCUACACGCCCUGAGCUUAUCGGCAACGAGUUUUAUAGAAGAAGAGCACAUGAUUUACUAUCAUUUAAGUAGCAGUUAUCUUAUCAUCUUGUUAAUAGGUCACAUUUGCCGUUUGUUUGCAAAAUAUAAACAUAAAGAGACAAGAAUAUAUUUUACCGAUUAUGAACGAAUAAUAAAAGUAUUUUGUUCACUGUCUGCAUUGAGAAUUUUAAGAGAUCUUAAUAGCACUGGUGACAAACAUCAGAAUGCAUACGAUUACUCUGACUGGCUCAAUGAAAGUGAUCAUGUUUUGGAACACUCUGUAUUAUAUAUUAUUGGUUUAUGCAGCAUCUUCAUCACAAUAGCAAAUCAUAUCAACUGCAACAAGAUUCUUAAAUACGCUAUUCUUUUCCAUAUAUUUCAUCACAUUUACUAUUUUAAAAGCUUAACAUAUAAUAUUAUCAAACUGCCAAUAACGCUGAUUCCUUCUGAUUACAUAUUAUUGAAUAUUCUAGUCGUGAUAUCAAUUAUUAUUUUGAUAUCAUCAAAUAAAACACAAAAAAGUAAAUUAAUUUUAGCCUCAUUUUUAUUAUACUUAUCAUUUCUUCAAAAGCCACAUAAUGUGUUUUUGCUAUCUUCGAUUAUAUUUAUUUUGAAUAGCAUUUUUAAUUUCGACGUCGUCGAAACAAAAAUAUCUUUUAAUCCGAGGUUUAUUGGAGCUAUCUGGAUCGGAUUUACUUUCUAUUUUAUGCAGGGCAAUUCCAACAAUCUGGCGACUGUGGAUGUCUCUUCCGGAUAUUCUGGCUUGUCGUUUUACAAUCCUUUUAUAGUUGCUCUUCAAAUCGCGUUUUUAACAUAUUCAGGACCACUUCUUGCCAUAGUUAAUACAUUGGUUCAUAUCAAUAUUCAAGACUUAGAUAAGUUUAUAGCAAAUAUAUUUUUAUGUAAGUUAGUACCACUGAGUUGGUAUUUAGUAAUGGUGUAUUUUCAAAGAAACCACUUAUUUGCAUGGACAGUUUUUGCCCCUAAGUUGAUAUACGAAUCAGCGCAUAUCAUAAUAACUUUAAUAACUGGAUUUGUAUUGUGUGCUAUUUGUUUCACAAGCGAUAAAUAUAAAUUAAUUUAA
This is a messenger RNA of Ctenocephalides felis (cat flea), 2529 nucleotides long. Its product is annotated as GPI ethanolamine phosphate transferase 2-like. NCBI's taxonomy places the organism in Eukaryota, Metazoa, Arthropoda, Insecta, Siphonaptera, Pulicidae. The record is from RefSeq and is a predicted model, not a curated record. The transcript is spliced from 11 exons. Gene Ontology annotation, cellular component: endoplasmic reticulum membrane. Gene Ontology annotation, biological process: GPI anchor biosynthetic process. Bases 1 to 2529 code for a protein of 842 amino acids.